Molecule: messenger RNA, 2381 nt
Organism: Athalia rosae (coleseed sawfly)
Lineage: Eukaryota; Metazoa; Arthropoda; Insecta; Hymenoptera; Athaliidae
Exons: 2
Coding region: 317-1960 (547 amino acids)
Source: RefSeq, a predicted model, not a curated record
CACCUUGACGCGGUGGGGGAGCUUGAAACCAUCCCUAUGACCCAAUGGGCUAUGCUGGCGGGGGGCUUGACCCCCUAGAAGGUCCUACCAAGCCAGACAGGCCAGAAGGGGGGGGUGGGGACCAAGAAGCAGUCCAAAAAACCCAAGCCAAAGUGUAAGGCAUCGUGCUGAGGGCUGCGUGGCACUGGGGAAGCAGUGCCUCGAACGAUCCCCCGGCGGGCCAGGCGAACCCGCCCUGUAUCGCAGCCUUACCCACUCACGCGGGGCUCUGAGUGGGUGGACACACCCUUUCCCUAGCUUAACGUGGGACUAGAAUAUGAAUAUGAACAGAAACAGUAACAAUGACAACGGAGCCAAAGCAUUGCACCAGCGUAACAUACAAAGUGGAGAUGAGGCAACGGACACCGGGCCACAACGACUAACGUCACCGACGGAGAGGGCUCAACCCAGCUGUGAAGGAGCCAGGCCGGCGAAAGGCCAGUCCUUUUUUAUCAGGUAUAAAGAUAUCCCUUUUGCUGGAAGGGGGGACCCCGAAGAACCACAGACAACGGAACAAUGUGCUCCACAGAAUGUAGUAGCCAGUACUAGUCAGCACCAGGACGCAGCUGAAAAUCUCAAAAAACAACUGGACGGAGGGAAAGAAACCGCGGAAAAACUACGCAGCCUCGGCCGCGAGAUAAUGAAAACGUACGCAGCUAGCGGAAACCUUAAGCGUCAGCUCAGGGAGGCGGCUGAUUUCAAGAUCGCAGAGGCCGGUUACAGGCUGAAGGGCGGCGUAGAUCCCAAAGUGUUCACUGAAUGGGAACAAGAGGUCGAGGUAGCGGUCUCCGAGAUUACCUCGAGUAACAGAUUCAGCACGCAGCGAGCGGAUGAAAUGGCCGAGCUCCUCAACAGAAGUAAACGCUUAAUAAACGAACUUCUCUUGGAGAGACGACUGAAGAAGUCAAGAGCCGCGGUGGAACCGGAAACGAGCGCACGAACUCAAAACACGGCAGGAGGUGAGGUUAUCGACAUCGAUACCGACACCGAGGACGAAAAACAGGAAUGGGGUGUGGCACCCCGACAACGCGGUAAAAAAAAGAGAAAGAGGCAACAAAGAUCGGCGGAAGCGCAUUGCACCUCACUCACGGAAACUACCCCGCCCGCAAAAAGACACCCAGACGUUGACGCUGAACCAAACAUCGCCAACGCCCAGCCAAUCCCCCGGAUCGACAUGGCAACGAACAAAGGCGAUGAGCAUAACGCAGAAAACGACACCAACACUACUGGUGCAAACACAGAGAAAGGCAAUGGAAAGGACAAAAACAAAACCGGAAAGGAAAAACCAACACUACGUGUUAGGGCAAACAAAGAUGAAACUUACCCAGUACUCUUUAAAGAGAUUAAAACCAAUAUAGAGACCAAAGACCUACAAGUCCUUGAAGUUAGAAAGACGGCAGCUAACAGUGAUGUACUGAUGAGAAUGCCCUCCAUGGACCAGGCAGAGGUAAUACUCAAGAGGCUUCGCGAUGCGGGGCGCACCGCGGACAUACUGGGACCUAAAAGAACGAGGUUACACCUGAGGAACCUCCAUAACCCCACAACUGAGGAAGAGAUCUGUGAAGCGGUCGAGAAGGCAGCCAGGGCAGAAACCAAGCUCGUCAGGAACAAUAUGCCACGUGCUGCUGCAGUGACCGUGAAUGAAGCCGUUGCAGUCAUUGUGCAGUUCAGGUCAUACUUUGAAAGCGAGGAGCUACCAAUCUGGUCCUCCAGCGUAUGGAAAGAAAUGUCUGCCGCCUUAGGUGGUAAAUGGCCCCGGGACUGCGUUUACACCAACGUUACAAAGAAUAGGAGAAAGAUUCUGGAUCUGGCCUGGAAGAAAAUGGACAUAAUAAUUUUAAAAACACAAGAUCAUAAUAAUUAUUGCAGUCUAGAUGAAACAUCUCUGAGCAAAGCUUGGAUGUUUUUGACUUAUUAUUAACGGAGCAAGAAUGUUUACAGAUCAAACCAGAUCUCAAUCAUUUCUCUGAAGAGCAGAAGAUCAGGCUCAAACGUAAGGUUUGGACGAACGUUGUGGCAUAUGCAAUGUGGCUACAAUUCUGUAUGCCCUGUGCGUUCGUGUUCAAGAGGGCAGACGUUUCGCUUUCAGCUGAUGAGCAGACUUAUACUAUAAGCAUCAGUGGUAAAUGCAAAAGCAAAAAGUGCGGAAUAGUACAUUACGAUACAAGUGCGCAGAGUAGGUGAUUCCCGCAUGAGCGGGGUUUGUCGCCCGAGUGAAGCGAGGGCGACAAAAAAGCGAGUGUGGGUACACCUACGCAGCGGUCGAGUAUCGUAUACUAUUUUUCCUAUCAAGUUGCGCAAAGUUCGAUCCCUAUAAUAAUUAUCAUAAAAGGCUUUAAUGU